Molecule: messenger RNA, 1620 nt
Organism: Synchiropus splendidus (mandarinfish)
Lineage: Eukaryota; Metazoa; Chordata; Actinopteri; Syngnathiformes; Callionymidae
Gene: tmem30b
Product: transmembrane protein 30B
Exons: 8
Coding region: 120-1139 (339 amino acids)
Biological process (GO): phospholipid translocation
Cellular component (GO): plasma membrane; endoplasmic reticulum; Golgi apparatus
Source: RefSeq, a predicted model, not a curated record
CGUCACUGCAGGAGGCGAACAGGACGGGCAGGUAAAGGUGAGCUCUUCCUGUUCCUGCUCCGACUCUCCAUUUGUUGACGCCUUGGGUUCUCUUUUUGAGCCCUUUUCAGAUGUGAGAAAUGGCAAAGGAUGAAAAGGAGUAUGAGAACCGCCCAGACAACACUGCCUUCACCCAGCAGAGGCUUCCAGCCUGGCAGCCGAUGUUGUCUGCUGGUAUUGUCAUCCCAGGGUUUGUUUUGAUUGGACUCGCUUUCAUCGGCAUUGGCAUUGCACUGUUUGUCACGUCACGAAACAUCCAAGUACUGGAGCUUGACUACACUGGUGAGGAGAACAACUCGCCUUGCUUUAAAUGCUCUGAUCCUGACGUCAAGAAUUGUCGGUGUGACCUGCCGUUCACCAUCAGCACUCUAAUUGAGGGACCUGUGUUCUUUUACUAUGGAUUGUCGAACUACUUCCAAAACCACAGAAAGUACGGCGUGUCGAGGGAUGAUGAUCAACUGUUUGGGGACCUCGAUAACUUUAAGAGCCCCAGUGACACCUGCGCUCCCUAUGAAUAUGAUAGCAGCAAGAAGCCAAUCGUGCCAUGUGGAGCUGUAGCCAACAGCAUGUUCAAUGAUACCUUUACGCUGUAUCGAGUUGUGAAUGGUGAAAACAAGCUGGUACCGCUGGAUGGAAAGGGCAUAGCCUGGUGGACGGACUACAAUAUCAAAUACAGGAAUCCCAAUGUCACACCUAUCAAGAAUGCUUUCAAUGGUACAGUCAAGCCGAUAUUCUGGUCCAAACCUGCCUACGAGCUGGACACCACCGAUUCCGCCAACAACGGCUUUCUCAAUCAAGAUUUCCUGGUGUGGAUGAGACGAGCCGCCCUUCCUGACUUCCGAAAACUAUAUCGACGAAUCACAGAAGGGGAAUAUGCUGAGGGGCUGCCAGCUGGAGAUUACAUCCUCAGGAUCGCUUACAAUUAUCCCGUUCUCAGCUUCGACGGCAGAAAGAAGGUGGUCUUCAGCAAUGUGUCGUGGAUGGGGGGCAAGAAUGAGUUCCUGGGUAUUGCUUACCUGGUCGUGGGCUCGCUCUGUAUCGUCAUGUCCGUUGUGAUGCUCAUCGUCUAUGCUAAGUUUAAAUUCCCAGAGGGGGAUUGAUCGUUUUUUUUCUUACUGGAGUUCCUGGAAAUUCUGUUACAAAAGGAAACAGUCAUGAAACAGGUGAAGUCAGGAAAUGCUGUGUGUCAUUUUUAUUGCUCCCUAUUGAUAUAUAUUUACUUUUACAUGUGGACAUUAACCACUUCUUAGUUAAAUCUUGAGGAGUGACUUGACCUUUUUUCUAUCAGGGAUAAAUCUUGAAUUUUCUGGAUCAAAUGGGUACAUGUGUUACAACUCAGGUUCCUUUGUCGUAAAGUUAUGUUUAUAGUUGUGUGAUUUUCUUUUUUUUCUCAGGCAACUUGUGACACUUGCUCAUUCUUUGUACCUCUUUCACCGCCAUGGGGGAAGCUAAGCCAUAGUUAAAUUUAUUUGGACCUUAUUUGUGUAUGAUUCUUUGGCACUUUGUGCAAGAAAUGUUUUAAAGUCCACACAUUUUGCUGUUAUAAACGGAAUAAUGUCAAAGACACUGUAUUUAUUUGAA